GAGCUUUGAAUAGGGAAGUUUUGCAGGGGUUACGCUUGCAGUCAGUCCGCUGUUUGCAAAUAUUGCGUGGGCUCGGCGCGCUGCGGGCUGCGGGAGGGUCCGGACCCGGCGUCCGAUUGCAGCGCCAUCCAGUUUGCAUGAAACUUUCACCUGCGCUCCCGGGGACAGUUUCUGCUCCGACUCCUGAUCGCUCUCCUCCCUGUUUUCCCGACAGCGAGGACUGUCUUUUCCAACCCGACAUGGAUGUGCUCCCAAUGUGUAGCAUCUUCCAGGAACUACAGAUUGUUCACGAAACGGGCUACUUCUCGGCUCUGCCGUCCCUGGAGGAAUAUUGGCAACAGACCUGCCUGGAGUUGGAACGCUAUCUUCAGAGUGAGCCCUGCUACGUGUCAGCCUCUGAGAUAAAAUUUGACAGCCAGGAAGAUCUGUGGACCAAAAUCAUUCUAGCUCGAGAGAAGAAGGAGGAAUCAGAACUGAAGAUUUCUUCUAGUCCCCCAGAAGACUCUCUGAUCAGCCCCAGCUUUAAUUAUAACUUAGAGACCAACAGCCUAAACUCUGAUGUCAGCAGCGAGUCUUCAGACAGUUCUGAGGAACUUUCACCCACGACCAAAUUUACCUCUGAUCCCAUUGGUGAAGUCUUAGUCAGUUCAGGAAAUCUGAGCUCCUCCGUCAUUUCCACACCUCCUUCUUCUCCAGAAGUGAACAGGGAAUCUUCUCAACUAUGGGGCUGUGGGCCAGGAGACCUACCCUCACCAGGGAAGGUUCGAAGUGGAACUUCUGGGAAGUCUGGUGACAAGGGUAGUGGCGAUGCCUCCCCAGAUGGCAGGAGGAGGGUACAUCGAUGCCACUUCAACGGCUGCAGGAAAGUUUACACUAAAAGCUCCCACUUGAAAGCACAUCAACGUACUCACACAGGAGAAAAGCCUUACAGAUGCUCAUGGGAAGGUUGUGAGUGGCGUUUUGCAAGAAGUGAUGAAUUAACCAGACACUUCCGGAAGCAUACCGGUGCCAAGCCUUUUAAAUGCUCUCACUGUGACAGGUGUUUCUCCAGGUCUGACCACCUGGCCCUGCACAUGAAGAGGCACCUUUGAAGGAGCAGAGGGCUGAAUCCUGUAGGCUAAAAGAGGCUUCCAGGCUGAGAGGCGGCCAUGGAAGGAGGGAUGCCUGUACCAGCCAAAGCAUGCCAUUUUGCUUCCUACCCAGUUACCUCCAGGGGCCUCUCUUUGGAAGGUCUUUUGAGGGCUACAAAAGUCAUGUCAGAAGCGGCAUAGCACCCACGGUGCAUGGUGUUUGGGUGACCCUGGACUCGCCUCGCCACUGGUUCCUAACCUUCUGAGAGGCUCCCAGAGCCUUUUGCCGUGAGCAUGCGCACUGAGAAUGUUAAUGGGUGGGAUGACUGUAUGUUGAGGAUCUAUUACCGACUGUAUGGUGAGGCAGACUUUUUUUUUUCCCCCUUGUGGUAGCAAAUAACUGCAAGAGACAGAAAAAAAAAGCAGUUUGAAUGUUUUGUGUGUGAGGAGUAUUCCAAGGGAUGAGUUGACAACCAAUCAUUUCCUGAAGGGUGUCUGCACCUUAGAAAAAAUAAAAAAUAAAAACAAACAAAAAAAUUUAUAAAAAAAAAAAAAAAAAAAAA
This is a messenger RNA of Cricetulus griseus (Chinese hamster), 1633 nucleotides long. The record is from RefSeq and is a predicted model, not a curated record. Lineage: Eukaryota; Metazoa; Chordata; Mammalia; Rodentia; Cricetidae.